AUGCCCGAAAUAGGUUCAUGUACUGAUAUAACAUGUGAUGAUGAAAUUAAAGAAUUAUAUGAAUGUCAUUGUUGCUUACGUCUUGUUUGUUUAUAUCAUUUGAAUGGACAUGUUGAAAUAACAAAACAAAAUAAACAACGACAACUAUACAAUCUUCGUAAUGAAUUAAAUACAGUUGUAAAUACACUUAAAUUAAUUGUUGAAGAAAAAUUAUUAACUAUUGAACGUGAACAAAAUUUGAUUGAACAAGCAAAAAAAUUUCUUGAUGUACCUAGUAGUUCAAUUGAUGAACUGCAAAAUAUUUUCGAAAAAAUUAAUCAAACAAUAGCAUCAAAUCGUUCAGAAGAAAUCAUGCUGAAAGUUGAACCAUCAUUAUUAGAAACUAAAUGUUGUUCUGAUGUUUGCAAAUGUAAUAAGGAAAACAAGAAUCCAAAUAGUAAGAUAAAAUCUCUUUCUAAAAUCUUUUUUUUUUUUUCGUUUCAUUCUAUUUAUUCUUGUUUGUUUCGGUCAAAUCAUAGAUAUUGAUGUCUAACGAAGGAGCUAACAGAAGUUAUUAAUCACCAUUUGAACUCAUAUUGACACUAGCAAGAUUUCUUAGUAAAAGUAGCUGCAGUUAAUCAGCCAAGUCAUGACUGUUCUACCAAAUUUUCGAUGUGCAAAUGUCCAUAGAUAUUGCAUCUCUUGGUAAAUUUGAUUUUUGUCAGUGCCUAUUGAAUACAAAUUUGAUAUCUCGAUGAAUGAACAUCUGUUUUUUAUUUCGCUUAAGAUCUCAAAUUUUUGACUUAAUCAAUCAAUGGAUGGAAUUCGGUUAAUUUAUUAUCGAAUAAAUACUGAACAAUGGGUCGAAAAUUCAUUCAAUCCGUUCAUAGGUACGAUUCAUUUCAAGCCUUUUCUACUCUUAGCAAGUUUUUAUUGUUGGUCUAAUAUGGGUUCAAAUCGUAGAGAUCAGUUUAUGUAGUUCUUUCGUAGGAUAAAAAGAAAGCCUUCAAAAUAUAAGUUUUUUGUAUGUUUAGAUGUAGCAGAAGAAUCGAGAAUCUCAAAAGGUAAGUUAAAUUUUCUUUAACUUCAAAAAAAGAGAAACAAACAUUAUUGAUUUCAGAUGAUGAAUAUGCAACGGAUAUCAAUCAUAAUUUUGUUGAUAUCAUUUCAGUUGGGUAAGUUUCUUUUUUACUGAAAAAAAAAAGAUUUGACACCGAUUGCAUAUUUUUCUUUUUUUAGUGAACCGGCAGAAUCUAUUCAGGUAAAUAUAAUUAUAUCCAUGAAAGUGUUGAUAAAAUCACGUUUUGAAUUGAAAUAUGUCAAAUAUUGCCAUGUCGUAUUUAAUUAUUCAUUAAACAUAACAAUAUAAUUAUUUGUUUUUAACAGAUAAUAUUAAAAAGAAACAAUAAUAAACAUGUUCAAAAUAAUGUUAUUAUAUAAAUACGAAAGUGAAUUCCAAAAGGAUCCGAGUCGACAGAUUGGAUUCUGUAUUACCGCAGAAGAACGAGAUUUUCUGCAAAUUAGGUUAGUUGUAUUUGAUUCUCCUUGCAGAUUAGUACUCGAUAUAAACCGUGUACAUAUUCUAUCUAUCCAGACUUGCCAAAGCUUUUUGACAGUGGAAAGGCCUCGCAGCGGUCCUGAUUUCCUGAUUUUUUGUAGUCGUCCUGAUUCAUCUUGAUUUUGGUACAAGAUCCUGAUUUCCUGAUUUUUGGUGCUUUUCGAAACUAAAUAAUUUCUCUAGAAAAUUUCGGUUUAGUCUCAGUGUAGGCGUUUCAGAAAUUCUGUCUUAAAUUGAUGAAGAUACUAUUUUUUCAAUGAUCGCGUUGUUCAUCUUGUUUGAAGAAUAGAUGAAAUUCUUUAUGAACUAAAAAAAAUGUCGGUGAAUAUAUGAAAAAAUUCAUCUGUUUUUUUUUUUACAAGAUUCAUACAAAAUCUUGUAUCAUUAUUCAGUAAGAAAAAAAAAAAGAAAAGACAGGCACAAGUUAGUUAGUUAAUAGAUCUGGAAGUCGAGAGUCCGAUGAAUAAUCAACUCUCUUCGUUGGAUUACCGUCGACGAAUCUCAUGAAUGAACUUCUCAAGAUGUCCCCUUGCUUUUGACCUGAUAUUUUGGCUAUAUCUUGGGACCUCUGGACUAGAAUAACCUUAAGUUGGCUUACUUGCCUGGCCAUUUGAGCUUGAUUUAUCAUGGAUUCUGGACUUAUGACACUAGGUUAUCUGGAACAGCAAAUAUGUGGA
This is a messenger RNA of Rotaria sp. Silwood2, 2214 nucleotides long. The record is from the annotation of a GenBank genome assembly. NCBI's taxonomy places the organism in Eukaryota, Metazoa, Rotifera, Eurotatoria, Philodinida, Philodinidae.